Eimeria mitis is the source of this 1275-nucleotide messenger RNA. RefSeq lists its product as uncharacterized. NCBI's taxonomy places the organism in Eukaryota, Apicomplexa, Conoidasida, Eucoccidiorida, Eimeriidae. The record is from RefSeq and is a predicted model, not a curated record. The coding region runs from base 1 to 1275 and encodes 424 amino acids. The transcript is spliced from 2 exons.
AUGCAGCAGCAGCAACUGCAGCAGCAGCAGACGCAGCAGCAGCAGCUGCUGCUGCUGCAGCAGCAGAACCAACCCCUCCGUCCAUACAACUCGCUGCAGUCCCCAGAAGGAGACGAACCCCCUCCACCGUCUCCCUCAGCAUUCUCUCACCCCCACACGGAAUCUCCUUCUGCUGCUGCCGCUGCUGCUGCUGCUGCUGCUGCUGCUGCUGCGCUUAACCCCUGCCCAGCAGCAGCAGCAGCAGCUGCAGCAGCAGCAACGGAAAGUGUAACUCGUGCAGAACCUUCUGCGAAUUCUGAGGCGCAAGGGGAAACACCAGCAGCGGCAGCAGAGGCAGAAGACACAGCAGCAGCAGCAGCAGCAACAGAACCACCACCAUCACCAGCAGCAGCAGCAGCAGCAGCAGCAGCAGCAGCAGGAGUAGCCUCCCCUUCUGGCUUGUCGAGGCCUCAUAGUGUGAAGGCGAUGCUCUCGGAGAUUCGCUGGCAGCAGCAGCGCGCAGAAAUAAACCAGAUGAACUCUUACACAAAGUUGCAGCUGCAGCUGCAGCUGCAGCAGCAGCAGCAGCAGCAGCAGCAGCAGCAAGAACAGCAGCACGAAGAACAGCAAAAGGCUGUCGUAGGCAGCAAAAGCGAAGGCGCUGUGGAGGAGACACUUGAGGAGGUGAAGCACUCCAGCUCACAGGCCAGCAUCAGCAGCAACAGCAGCAACAGCAGCAGCAGCAGCAGCAGCAGCAGCAGCAGCAGCAGCAGCUUUGGGUCUUUUAGUCUUUCUGCGGAUUCAUUUGCUUUGGGGUGGGGGAGGAGCAGCAGCCGCAAAGACGGAGACAACACAAAGGAAGUGAUUGCUUCGCUCCUUAGAAAGGUUGCUGCUGCUGAGCGCGUCGCCUCCCGGGCGUUUGCUGCUGUGCUGCAGCAGCGCGCCAUCUGUGAGGCUCUCGCAGAGGAGCUGAGGGAGCUGACAGAAGCUAAAGACCAGUAUGCUGCUGCUGCUGCUGCUGCUGCUGCUGCUGCUUCUGCUGCUGCUGCUGCUGCUGCUGGUGCGGGUGCUGGUGGUGCUGCUGCUGCUACUGGCGUUGCUAGUGGUGCUGUUGCUGCUGCUGCUGCUGCUGCAUGCGUUUGUGCGGUAGUGAGACACUGUGUUUCCUGGGUGUUUCCUUUGCUGCUGCUGCAUCCAAUGUAUUGGCAGCAGCAGCAGCAGCAGCAGCAACAGCAGCAACAGCAGCAACAGCAGCAGCAGUAUUGGCAGCAGGAGGUGUGUUGGUUGCGUGUAUAA